Messenger RNA from Anopheles darlingi, 2395 nucleotides. It is a transcript of the gene Nup75, whose product is annotated as nuclear pore complex protein Nup75. The coding region runs from base 76 to 2292 and encodes 738 amino acids. Gene Ontology annotation, molecular function: structural constituent of nuclear pore. The transcript has 4 exons. The record is from RefSeq and is a predicted model, not a curated record. NCBI's taxonomy places the organism in Eukaryota, Metazoa, Arthropoda, Insecta, Diptera, Culicidae. Gene Ontology annotation, biological process: positive regulation of DNA-templated transcription; mRNA export from nucleus; protein import into nucleus. Gene Ontology annotation, cellular component: nuclear pore outer ring.
UUCACGAGGGUAGGAGCGAUUUUUAAAACGCGCUUUUCCGCCGUCGCCGAAUUGUUUUUCUGGGUUUUCCGCAAAAUGCCAUCGAACACAAAUCAGCCGGAAUGUCCGGUGAAACUGGUUCCAAAUACGCUCGGCAAGCAACUCGGACUCACGGUGUGUUGGGUUAAGGAGCAUCAGUUUGCGUCGCUCGCCUUUAGCAACGUGAAAAAUCACCAUGCCUCGCAGCGGAAACAACCGGCGCCGGGAGCCGGCAGCCGACCACCGGCGGUCGACAUACAGCAUUUCGAUGUAGAUCUGGUGCUGGAGGAACCGACGAUUCGUAGCAUGGUCAGCGAGUGUGGACGCCUGUUCUACCAACUGCAGCAGCUCCGCUACGGAUUGACCGGUCGGCAAACGCAAACGAUUGACUUCGUCGAUCAAUCGCUGCGCUAUCGAACGAUCGUACGACAAGCACUAGAAAAGCUGAAUCGCCUGCUGAAUGAAUUGAGCCAAACGGAAGCACAAGAGGAUCAUGCACCAUCGUAUCAUACACUAAAGUCGUACCAGGAUUUGGUCGCUCUGUUCUACAGCAUCGAAUGUACCUGGCAUCUGCUAGAGUUCCUGCUGCUAGACAGUAACAACUCGACCACCAUCGUGGCACCGCUUCUCGAGUGGAUACGCCACCAUUACCCCACACCAGCGCUGGAUGCUGCGGAGCUGUUGAGCAGUGGACGCCAGAUCGAUCUACCGGAAAACUAUUGGUCCGUGGUGAAGGCACUCAUCUUGCAGGGUCAAACGACGAUUGCAAGGGCCCUGUUGCGAUUGCAUGUUGCUGCGGAUACACAAUCGUUCAGUACGGUCGAUCAGUUGUUGCACUCGUUCCCGAUCUACACCGUGUACGGUGGACUAUCGGUGCACAAAUUCCGUUCGCAGUGGAACUGUUGGACUAGCAAUGUACGCACACUGCUCGCCACCGGUCACUUUGCCGAUGAACCCAACCUGGAGGAGCUGCUACGGUUAGUGACCGGAGAUCGGCAGGCCUGGAAGCAGCAGCUAUCUAGUAGCGGGGGCGCCUGGUACGAACACUUCCCGGGCUUUCUUCUUUACACCGAUUCGACCUGCAAGUACUACGAGCUGCCUGAGCACGUCAAUGAGUGGAUGGAACUGUUCCGAGAGGCACACUCUCUAUCGACCGGAACCUCGAAUAACACACUGCUGGACAACUUGGUUCUCGCCGUCAUGGAGAACGAUCUGAUCAAGCUUCUGCAUCAGAUACAGCAACUUCCCGAUAAUGGUUGGUUCGCCGUUCAUCUGGUCGAUCUGCUCUACCAUGCCGGCCAGCUCGACCUUGGCCGAUCGCGUCUGCCUGAUGAAGAUGCAACCGGUGAGGGUGCCUCGGUCGAGGACGGUCUCGUGGAUAACGGAAAGUUGAUGCGCGAAUCGCUGCUAUACGAGUUUGGUACGAUACUCAUGACGCACCGUACGCUGUGGCAGCUGGGCAUGGAUUAUCUAGAGUUUUCCAACACCCUGGGGUUGGGGGCCCGCGAAGUACUUCUCGGUCGCAUACCGCUGCGUAAUGAACGGGAAGCGUUGAAGGUGUUUGCCGUUGCUCGCAAGAACGGUUACCGAGGCAUUGCGACCGAGGUGUGCAAAGUGCAGAGCAGGCGCUACCUUGCCCUCAAACGGUACGGUUCGGCACUCGAUUGGGCCAACAAGUCCGGCGAUGGUGGGUGCAUCAGUGAGGUGGCCAACAUCUUCCUAGAGUAUUACUGCAACCACGGGGAGCUGCUGUGCGAGGAAACGAUCGCGAACCUGGACUCGGAAAUGUUUCUUUCUUCGCGGCUCAUGUUUCUCAAGAAGUAUCACGAUUUCCGGAAGUACUAUCGUGAUCAAGCGUAUGCCAGUGCGGCGGAACUGCUUGUUAGCCUGAUGGACUCGAAGAUUAUGCCGUCCUACUUUUGGCCCUGUCUUAUGUCCGAUGCCAUUCCACUGCUUGAGUUCAAGGAACCAAUUAUUCCGUCGAAAGAAACGCUCAUCAUACUGGAGCACCUGCAACUGGAUCUCGUACCGAUGCUGCAACGCAGGCAACAACAACGGAAAUCGGCUGAAACCUCCUCAGGGUCAAUGCCGGGACAGGAAGGCACUAACGCCUCGACAGCAUCGCAGGAUGUUGCGGAUGAGAUGGCACUGGUACCGAAGUUUGCUUCAAAUCUGCUGAAUAACUGCACGGAGGAUUUGAUUAAAAUGCUGCGACUCGCAUGUGCCAGAAAUCUCUCCCGUGCCCUAAUUAUCGAGAACACUAUCUCUACCUAAAGGGAGGGAUUCCAAGUUUGCUAUGUUUUUUUUUCAAUAAUUUUAAGUAUCCUUCCCCUUACUGUGGUUACAAUAAACACAUGUCAAGUACAAUGGAAGUGAA